Sclerotinia borealis F-4128 is the source of this 2310-nucleotide messenger RNA. Lineage: Eukaryota; Fungi; Ascomycota; Leotiomycetes; Helotiales; Sclerotiniaceae. The record is from the annotation of a GenBank genome assembly.
AUGCAGUCAUUUACUGACAAGAUGCAAUUCACUUUACCAGAUUUCAUGUCGUCUCCCAGGAGAAAGAGUGAUAGCCAACGGCCUCGUCCAUUGCAACUAUCUAAGUCAUUAUCCAACCAGGAACUACCCCCUAGCCCGGAUCGCGCACCCCGACCUCUUAGAGCAAAUACUAUACAGAACGGCACUAUUCCACCUGUGCGAAUGUCGGACAAAACCAAGUUGAGAGAGAACAGGCGACCUGGGGCACAAUCGGAUAUAUUUGAGAAGAGCUCCGAGGAUGAGGGAGAGAAUGGGGAAACGAUUGAGGUGUCUGGGAAGCUGCCUGCAGAUUUCGAUGAACUUCCUAUAGAGCUUGUGAGCUUAGCAGACAGCUUUAUUGAUUCUUUAUCUGCGAAGAUCCAUCCUACUCCCCCUUCAGUCGACAAACUGUCCGGGCUUUUCCAAGAUUUCUAUGCUGUCGCUGCUAACCAUAUAAACACUCAUAUCUCCGCCUUAUCAUCCCGACAACACCGCGCAAGCUCUCCAGUACCGUCGGCCUCAUCAUUAUCCUCAACAGCAAGCAAGAUCAGAGCGAAAGCCACUUCCAUGAACAAGGACCUUCCCAAAGUAAUAGAAAGAAGGGAGUCUGAACAGCAGAUGUUAACCAGCGAGGAAAUUAAUGAGCGAAAACGGGCUAGGAAAGCGCUUGAGCAUAAGCGUGUGGCAUUGGAAGAAGCAAUUGAACGGAGAGUUUGUGAAGGGAUUUAUGAUAGGAUAUGGCGACACAGAAGUUCACAAGAUGAAGCUCAGGACGAAAAACUUCGAUCGAAAACUGCCGCUCUUUCGGUUGUUGGAAUUGGACUAGUAGAUCUAGGAGUAGAUUUGGGUAUAAAAUCAAAUGAGGAGCCAGACGCGGCGGAGAAGCGAGAACUAGAGGUUCGAGAGUGGCUAGAAGGUGCUAGAGGGGAACUGAUUGCGAUGAAUGACGAAAAAUAUCCUCUUGGGAAACUUAACCAUCUAAAAGCCGCCCACAAAGGUAUCGUUGAUACCUUAUCACACUUUCAUCCAUCUUCAUCGGCAGAUGAGAUCAUGCCUAUGCUCAUUUUUACUCUCAUAACAUCUCGACCAGAAGGAAUUGAUGUUAUAAGCAAUCUUUACUUUAUACAACGAUUUAGAUGCGAGACAAAGAUCGAUGGAGAAGCUGCAUAUUGCCUAACAAACUUAGAAGCUGCAAUUUCAUUUCUUGAAACUGUAGAUCUUGCAAGUCUGAGGGCAGACGAAGUUCCUUCAGGACCACCCAAAUUUAAUAGUCGACCCAGCACACCGAAACCAGAUAAAUCUGAUUCUUUGACAAUUGGUAUUACACCAACAAAUCUUUCGACUCCAGCAAUUGUUCCGGCAACCUCAAGUCCUUCGGUGACCAAACCUACAUCGUCAUCUCUGUCCUCUCUAAGGCCUACGAUUCAACACGCAGACCGAAGGCUCAGUGAUCUUUUCCAGCCACCUGCAGCUCUUGGGGCAGCUGGAGAUGCGAUUUUUGAUACCGCUGAUCAAGGGUUUAAAAGUAUUGGCAAUAGUUUGGAAGGUAGCUAUAAAUUCUUACUUGGAAAGCUAAAAGAGCGCGAUUCCGCAGGUCGAGCUUCAGAAAUUACAAUCCCAAAGACCCUGGACGAUGCUCGAAAACUUGUCAGUACUCCUCCGCCGGAAGAUGAAGGUUCUUUGAGUGGUGAAAGUACUCCUCAAAGUCCAAGUGUCAAGGAACACAAGAAUGGGCUUAGCACAGAGUCGAAACCCGAAGGACGUAGCAGAAGUGAUUCGGCUCCAAGACUUGAUGAUAGAGUCCUGAGCUUCAUUGGUGGCCGCAAAAUGACCCGAGAAAGAAGCACGGACAGUAAUCGAAGUGGUGGCAGCUCUAGCAAAAGAGUAGCAUUUGUUCAAGACGAAAGUGGAGAGAAAGGCACACCGUCUCCACAGGCUCCAGCUAACAAUCCGGCCAUUGUUGAGUCGAUGCGAAAUCUUGGCAACUCACUCAACCCGAUGAACAGGAUUGCCGGGAUGGGUAUGAUGCGUGGAUUCGGACGUGUAACAACUCCUACGACACCUACCCCGACUAGAUCAACCGUGCCGGAUGGAGGGGUUGCUGAUUUAACCUCUGCAUUCCCUGAUUUAAUACCCUCUGUACCAUCAAAGGAGAUUUCGAAAAUUGCUCCACCAAACAAACGAUUUAUGGAACUUCAGAAUCCAGGAGACCUCAAAAUUAGCGAGGUGAUGGAGCUAUUAAGAGAUUAUAGAAGAUUGGCAGGAGCCCUAAAGGACCUCGGAGCCGUUUAG